Molecule: messenger RNA, 1960 nt
Organism: Sorex fumeus (smoky shrew)
Lineage: Eukaryota; Metazoa; Chordata; Mammalia; Eulipotyphla; Soricidae
Gene: TNIP1
Product: TNFAIP3 interacting protein 1
Exons: 17
Coding region: 53-1636 (527 amino acids)
Biological process (GO): cellular response to lipopolysaccharide; regulation of transcription by RNA polymerase II; negative regulation of canonical NF-kappaB signal transduction
Source: RefSeq, a predicted model, not a curated record
GCCGGGCGGUGCCGAGCCGGAGCCUGGACCGUAGCCCUCGGAGCUGAGCCCCAUGGAGGGGAAAGGGCCUCACCGCAUCUACGACCCAGGGGGCAGCGCCGAGGCCUCGGCCGCCCUCGAGCGCCUGACGGAGGAGAACUCCCGCCUGAAGGAGCAACUGCAGGGCAUGAGGACACUCGGACAGCUGCUGGGUGAGUCGCAGAUGGAGGCCUUGCGGCUGCGGCAGAAGGCAGAGGCCCUGGUGGGGGACAGCCCCCCACUGUCGGCGGCAGCCGAGCCCGCAGGAAAGGACGCCGCUGUCCCCACUUGUCCCCCUGACCCCACGCAGCCCAGAGAGACGCCCGAGCUGGCCCCCAGGCCCCCGUCCAGCGGCUCCUCCUCCGAGUUUGAGCUCGUGGGCCCCGAGGAGCAGAGCCCCCCCGGGGGAGCCUCGUCCGUCCAGGAGCCCGGCGGCCCGGCCAGCGAGAACCUCCAGCUACACCUGCAGCGUCUGGAGAGCGCCCUGAGCGUGUGCGCCCGGGAGCCCGACCACGGCCAGCUCUUCACGCACCUGGGCCGCAUGGCGCUCGAGUUCAACCGGCUGGCCGCCAAGGUGCACAGCAACGAGACAAGGACCUCCGCGCUGCAGGCCCUGUGUGAGCAGCUACGGCAGGAGAACCAGGUGCUGAAGGCCAAGCUGGACCAGGGCCUGGAGCAGCGCAGCCAGGCGGCUCAGCAGCUGCGGGAGGAGAACGCGGAGCUGAGGCGGCGGCUGGGCGAGGACCCGGAGGGCGGCCCGGCAGCGGCGGCAGCGGCGGGUGGGCGGCAGGCGAAGCCCCCCGAGCUGGGCGCGGCUGAGAAGAAGGUGAAGAUGCUGGAGCAGCAGCGCCUGGAGCUGCUGGACGUGAACAAGCAGUGGGACCAGCACUUCCGCUCCAUGAAGCAGCAGUGCGAGCAGAAGAUCACCGAGCUGCGCCAGAAGCUGGCGGCCGCGCAGGGCCAGGUGGCCGCGCUGGAGGCCGAGCGCGAACAGAAGCAGCGCGACUUCGACCGCAAACUGCUGCUGGCCAAGUCCAAGAUCCAGACCGAGGAGACCGACAAGGAGCAGCGCGCGGCCGAGGCCCAGGAGCUGCGGCGCGAGGUCCAGGCGCUGCAGGACCGGCUGGGCCCGCUGACCCUGCAGCGCGACCACCAGGAGCGCGAGAUCCAGCGGCUCAACAAGGCCCUGGAGGAGGCGCUCAGCCUGACCCCCGCCGAGGUGGGCAGCCGCCUCCGGAAGCAGGACCUGGUCACGCAGAACGAGCUGCUCAAGCAGCAGGUGAAGAUCUUCGAGGAGGACUUCCGGCGGGAGCGCAGUGACCGCGAGCGCAUGAACGAGGAGAAGGAGGCGCUCAAGCGCCAGCUGCGCCAGCUGCGGGCCCAGGUGCCCGUGGAGAGCUUCCCGGAGCACUUGUGCGGGGCCUGCCCCUGCCCCUACGUGCACCCGGCCCUGCCCGCGCGCGGCCCGGACGACUGGGCCCAGAUCCACUACCCUCCGCCGCCCAACGCCUGCGCCUGCCACACGGAGCACCCCUGGCGGCCAGUAUGCACCAGGCCACACCACCACACCCCGCAGGCGCCGGCCUCCCCCCCUGCCCAGCCCGCAGACCCAGAAUGACCUGGAGGAGCCUUAGCGAGACGGUGUCGGAGCCGCUGACUGCCCGUCACUGCAGCGUGUGCAAAAGGCCCGGCCGGGGGGAGGUGCCCCCCGGCCGCCCGUCGAGGGAGUGGGCUGCCAGCCGACCCUGCCAACACGCCCAGGGCAAAUGCCCGUCCGUGCCUCUGCCUUCUGCUUCAGCUGUAGCCCGGGACCCCGCGGGGCUGGACGCGGUCACAGCAUCCAGCCGCCGUGGGCCUUGGCAGAGCCCGGGGCUGGGCCGGGCUUGCGCUGCCCGGCAACUGUUUGCACAGAUCUUGAACAUAAACCCAACCGUGAAGGACA